Molecule: messenger RNA, 1557 nt
Organism: Grosmannia clavigera kw1407
Lineage: Eukaryota; Fungi; Ascomycota; Sordariomycetes; Ophiostomatales; Ophiostomataceae
Product: homoserine O-acetyltransferase
Exons: 3
Coding region: 1-1557 (518 amino acids)
Biological process (GO): L-homoserine metabolic process
Molecular function (GO): homoserine O-acetyltransferase activity
Source: RefSeq, a predicted model, not a curated record
AUGGAGUACCCCGGCCACGCUAUGGGGCAACCCGAAAACCCGUUUGCGGCCCUGAUCCCGGACCAGCAGUUUGCCAUCGUGCCAUCCUUCCAGCUUGAGUCGGGCGUAGCUCUUCAGAAUGUGCCCGUGGCAUAUACAACACGAGGCACGCUCUCGCCGGACGGCUCAAAUGCCAUGGUCAUCUGCCAUGCGCUCACCGGCAGUGCUGACGUGGGCGACUGGUGGGGCCCUCUUCUGGGCGGUCCAGGGCGAGCCUUUGAUGUCUCUCGCUUCUUCAUCAUCUGCCUCAACAGUCUUGGCAGUCCGUACGGAUCGGCCAGCCCGGUGACGGCCAAGGACGGCGACCCGAGCAGAGGCCGCUACGGACCCGAAUUCCCGUUGACAACCAUCCGCGAUGACGUCCGGCUACACAAGAUGGUGCUGGACGACUUGGGCGUGCGCCAGGUGGCUGCCGUCAUCGGCGGCUCGCUCGGCGGCAUGUUUGUGCUCGAGUGGGCGUAUCUGGGACGAGAUUACGUGCGCAGCAUUGUGCCGAUCGCGACGAGCAGCCGGCACAGCGCAUGGGGCAUCAGCUGGGGCGAGGCGCAGCGACAGAGCAUCUACGCGGACCCCAAGUACGAAGACGGCUACUAUCCGUUUGACGAUCCGCCGGCAGCAGGACUGGGAGCGGCGCGCAUGUCGGCGCUGCUGACGUAUCGCAGCCGCAACUCGUUUGAGGCGCGCUUCGGACGCAACAUCCCCGACCCCAAGCGCAAGCAGACGAUCCUGGAGGGCGAGCGGAAGUCGUCUCCAGCCGGCUCAGACGCGCCGAGCUCUCCGUCCGAGGGCCACUUCCGCAUCCACAACGACGGCCACCGGAUCCGGGAGGACCGGUUCCUGCGGAGAUCCUCUUCGGGUGGCGAUGUGACGCUGGACCCGCAGUUCCACGGGCCCGGCCAGGAUGCGAUCGCCAGCAACGGCAGCGGAAACGACAGCACCCACACAUCGACGGCAGCGUCGACGGCGACGACAACAAACGCCAUCGUCCCGUCUCCGCCCAAGGAGAGUCUCACGGGCGGCGUGCAGGUGGUGCCGACGUCGACGUACUUCUCGGCACAGUCGUACCUCCGGUACCAGGCAGCCAAGUUCGUGCGACGGUUCGACAGCAACUGCUACAUUGCCAUGACGCGCAAGCUGGAUACGCAUGACGUGUCGCGCAGCCGGGCCAACACGGUAGCAGAUGCGCUGGCGAUGAUCGAGCAGCCGACGCUGGUGCUGGGCAUCGAGAGUGACGGGCUCUUCACCUUCGCCGAGCAGGAGGAGCUGGCAGAACACAUUGGGGACGCGCGACUCGAGCGCAUCGACAGCCCUGAGGGCCACGACGCCUUUCUGCUGCAGUUCGAGCAGGUCAACCGAUACAUUCUCGCAUUUCUGCGCGAGGUGCUACCGGACAUUAUGAGCCGCGAGGGCAGCAGCAUCGCUGGGGCUGGCGCCGAGGUCGACGGCGGCUCGGUCGGACAGCUGACAAAGUCGAGCGUGUUUGGUGAGGCAGAAGUGGAAGACAUCACGGCAUGGUAG